This is a messenger RNA of Owenia fusiformis, 312 nucleotides long. The record is from the annotation of a GenBank genome assembly. NCBI's taxonomy places the organism in Eukaryota, Metazoa, Annelida, Polychaeta, Sabellida, Oweniidae.
AGCUCCAGAUGAUCCUCCCACUAACAUAACGUUAACUCCACGAAGCAGAUCAUUCACGGCUACAUUGAAUUCGCCAAGAAAACCCAAUGGAAUUAUAUCUACUUAUGAAAGCAAUAUCCAUAACUUGGAUACGGGGGAAAACAAACUUCAAAACUAUACCGUUCUCUUCACAAAUACACUUGUUUCAAUUGCAACCAUUAAUAUAACUGAUUUGGAACCAUUUACAAACUAUAGUAUCACAGUACGAGCAUACACAAGUGGGGGUGAGAGUCCUUGGAGUGGCGCAUCCUCAAAACCUACGUUAGAAGCAGG